AUGAUGGUUAACGAUAGUUUAGAAUAUUAUCAAAAUAAAGAAUCCAUUAUCUCCAAAAAUAAAAAAUCAUACAAAUGUAAAAAUCCAUCAUUUACGCGAGAAUAUUUUGAAAAAACAGUCAAUAGUACAGGUGAAGAAGUACGGAUUUGCAAGGUCCAGGAUGAAAAUAGAAAGAAAUGCAAUCAAGAAUAUAAGAAUGUUGGAAGCUCAACAGGAAAUCUUAUUGCGCACCUCAGAGAUGUACAUGGAAUCGUUUUACAAGAUGAUAUAGAAGUACUUCUUAAAUGGAUGAUACUUACAAAUCAAUCUUUAUCUACUAUUACAAAUAAUACUUAUAGAGAAAAAAUGUCUGAAUUUGACCCUGCAUUUGUUGUUCCGAGUAAAAAAAAAAUCAGAACUAUGAUUGUUAAAAGCUAUAAGUAUAAUCGAGAAAAUUUGCAAAAUCUUGUUAAUAUUGCAGAAAGUGUUUCUCUUACUAUGGAUUUCUGGUCUAGUAAAGCAAAGCACGAGUAUUUGGGGAUUACUGCGACUUGGGUUACAUCAGAUUUUGAAAUAAAAGAUAAUCUUAAAAAUCAUAUAAUCUUGGUUACCACUGAUAGUGGAGCCAAUAUGGUAUCAACUUUUUCUUUAUUGAACCAAAAGGAUGGGUGUUGUAUUCAAGAUGUACCUACACAUUGGAACUCAAUAUAUUAUGCUUGGGAUCGGCUUUAUUUUAUAAAAGAUGCUAUUACCCAACUUCAAACUGAUUUAUACAUAUCAAUUGAUCAAGAAAUCAAAAAAGAUGGUAGUAAAUUAAAAAGAAUUCUUCUUUCUGAUGAAGAUUGGGUAAUUCCAAAGGUUAAAGAAAUAAUUUUUGACUUAGCAAGCGAGACACCACCAAGUAAUGAUCUGUUUUUUGAUGAAGAUACUAUAUUUGAAUUAGAAGAUGCGGAAAUACAGCAUAUUGAUUAUGACGAUGAUGAAAUUGUUAGCAAUAUUACAAAACGAAGAAUUUCAAUUAAAAAUCCAUUAAAUAUGACAGGCAUUUUGGAAAAGAUUAAAAAGAAUAUCUAUGAUGCGAUGAUUUAUUACUGGAAUGUUCUAAAUGAAGUUAGUUUAAUGAUGGCUUUAUUAGAUCCUCGAUAUAAAAGUUUGGAUUUUUUAGAGAAUAAUACUGAAAAGCAACAAGUUAUUCAAAAACUUCCAUUAGAAACUGAAAAUCCUUUAUCUUGGUGGAAAGUUAAUAGUUCUAAAUUUACUAAACUUUUUAAAAUUGCUCAAAAAUAUCUUGGAAUACCAGCAACUUCAGUAUCUUGUGAAAGGUUAUUUUCACAUGCUAGUAACCUUAUUAGUGCAAAAAGAACUAGCCUUGAUCCAGCUUUAGUGGGUCAGAUGUUAUUUCUAAAAAGAAAUAUUAAUACAAUAAGUAUUUUUGCACCAGAAUAG
Molecule: messenger RNA, 1425 nt
Organism: Cetraspora pellucida
Lineage: Eukaryota; Fungi; Glomeromycota; Glomeromycetes; Diversisporales; Gigasporaceae
Source: the annotation of a GenBank genome assembly